This is a messenger RNA of Ictalurus furcatus (blue catfish), 10624 nucleotides long. RefSeq names its product obscurin like cytoskeletal adaptor 1b (gene obsl1b). Lineage: Eukaryota; Metazoa; Chordata; Actinopteri; Siluriformes; Ictaluridae. The coding region runs from base 748 to 10338 and encodes 3196 amino acids. The record is from RefSeq and is a predicted model, not a curated record. The transcript has 37 exons. Gene Ontology annotation, molecular function: protein binding.
UUUCACCAUUCUAACGUUUUAGUUUCGGUAUUUUAAAAGGAAAUCGGUGCAACAGAAUCAGUAGCCUUAAUCAUAUCCAACAAAAGCACUACUGUAAGCAAAAUGUUAAUCCUCUCCAAUAAUGUAAAAAGGGUCGUUUGAAAAUAAUCAAGACGCCUACAGGGGCUCUGUCCUUCUCCUUAGGUUUUAUUGCAAGGUCUCAAGUAAGCUAAGAAAUCUACUUUGGACAAGCCAUCCAAUCUAUAUUUAGCCACCACUAGCAAGUGAAUGAAGGGCCUAACUUAUCUUCACUGCUGUCAUCAGGGCUGCCGGUAUUUUUAGGGGACAGCAGCAGCUGCAAAAGCAUUUAACGGUCUUCCACGAACAAUGACACUUGGGGUGUCUCGGAGCUGAACACCACAGAGGUUGUGUGAUUGCUGUAGAGUACGGAAAGAGACUGUUCAAUAUUGUCGAGGAAACUUGUUCUAAUUCAUGUACAGAGUAGGCAAACGAUUCCCAAAAUGGACAGGUGACAACUACAAGCAACUGUUGUCGAAUAGCUCUGAGUCUGCUUUUUAUCGAAACGUGAAGGGAUUUACCCAAAAAACAGGAAAAUACAGCAGGAAGUAAGCAUCCAGGGGAGCUGGCCUGCAAUUUUACUGGAACAAUCAGAGGCUGGAUUCACAAUGUAAUUCUACAAUCAAUCCUGAGGACUGAGGAGAGAAACCUAGCUGCUACAGAUACUCUGAGGCUGGCAAGGGAAGAGAAAUGGAUGUGUUCGGUGGAGCACCCCGGUUCCUGGCCUACCCUCGUCCUGUGGUGGUGCAGAGCGGCACUGAUGCUGUCCUUAAAUGCCAGAUUGGUGGGGAUCCCAGACCAGCAGUUAUAUGGGAGAGAAACAAUGAAAAAAUCAAUCCAGGAGGCAGAUAUCGCGUGUUUGAGGAUGGCAAUGUUUACAACCUCAUCAUCCCUGUGGUAACAGCAGAAGACAGUGGCCAGUACAUAUGCAAAGCUAAAAACUGCAUAGGGGAGACAUAUGCUGCAGCAACAUUAAAAGUUGAAGGCGAAGCUCAAGAGAUGGAGCUGAGAGAAGAGAACAAGCCCCGCUUUCUCAUCAAACCCCUGUCUACACGAGUGGGCAGAGGAGAUGAUGCUGUCUUCUCCUGUAAGCUGUGGGGGAAACCUAGGCCAGAGGUGGUGUGGGAGAAGGAUGGCAAGAAGCUAAAUGAGAUCUUUGAGAGUACACAUUUCAGUGUUGGUUAUCAGGACGGAGGAUGGUUUCAGUUAAAGAUUUUCAAAACCCGGGCACCUGAUGGUGGAGUGUACACAUGCAAAGCCAGAAAUGAGUUUGGUGAAAGUCUGGCUGGAGCUGUGCUGUUGGUGGAUGCUGGCCCUGGCCAUGAAGAUGAAGGAAACCGCAAUGGUUAUACUAAUGGCCACUGGAAGGCACAUCAGGGAAAGCAGAGAAGUAGUAGGCAUGUAGUAACAAGUCUAAAAGAAGGCCCUCUGCCUACUUCAGCCAAAGUAAAAAUGUUUGCUGUGACAGAAGGAAAACAUGCAAAAUUCCGUUGCUAUGUGACAGGAAAACCCAAACCAGAAAUCAUAUGGAGAAAAGAUGGAAGAAUAAUUUUGUCUGGAAGGCGGUAUCUUCUAUAUGAAGACAGAGAGGGAUACUUCACACUUAAAGUACUUUACUGCAAACAGCAGGAUAAUGGAGUAUAUGUUUGUGCUGCAUCCAACACUGCAGGACAAACCCUAAGUGCAGUACAUCUUUUUGUUAAAGAACCACCUGUAAGAUUCAAGCAACCACUCAAUGAUCUUGAAGUCUGGGAGCAGGACCUGGCCAUCCUUGAGUGUGAAGUACCAGAGGACUCUGUGCCCAUCACAUGGUAUUUAGAAGACAGGAGGCUACAGCCAGGGGCCAAAUAUGGGAUGGAGGAGUGGGGAACAAAGCGCCGACUCACAAUCCGUGACAUGGGAGUUGAUGAUGAUGGGAUCUACCUCUGUGAAAUGCCAGAUGGAGGAAGAAGCAUAGCUGAGGUAACUGUGAAAGGUACAAUCAUAAGAAAGCUGCCCAGAAAAGUAGAUGUUCUGGAAGGGGAAAAUGCUGCUUUCUGUGUGGAAGUAGAAGAGGAGGAAAUGGACAUUCACUGGUACAAAGAUGGGACAGAGCUGAGGGAGACACAUCAGACCAUCAUCAAAUCAUUUGGCAGAACUCACAUCUUGGUCUUUGUUAAUACUACACCUCAAGAUUCUGGCAUGGUCAUUUUCUACGUUGGUAGAUCAAAGACAUCAUCUCAGCUGAGGGUGAAAGCGGUUAGACAACAUCCACCUAGCUGCCCCGUGGGAGUUCAGAUAAACACAGAGCGUGCAAAUGCAGCGCUCCUGUCCUGGGUUCCAGCACAGGACUGUCGGAAGAAUCCACCUUCAGGCUACAUUCUAGAGAGACAGGAAAUAGGUUCUCAGGAGUGGCUCCAGUGCCUAACCACUGACUCUGCGACAUCAGUGGAAAUUCUUGGUGACAGUGUUCCAUGUGAGGCUGACUACAGAUUCCGCAUCUGUAGUAUCAACAAGUAUGGAAGAAGCGGAUAUGUGGAGUUCCCUCGAGCAGUUCAUCUGGUUCCAGUAGCAAAAAUACAAGCACCUCUACAGGAUGCACUGGUUCCCGAGGGCCAAGAUGCCUGUUUUUCCAUUGAGCUGUCUGCCUCAGUCAUAGGCACUUGGUUUUGGAACGGCAACCAAAUUCAAGAAGAUGAACGUUUUCUCAUUAGACGGUCUCGUACACACCAAUCACUUCGAAUUCGAGGGGUACAAAACACUGACAAUGGAGCUGAAAUCACCUUCAUUGCCUAUGGAAUUCGUGAUUCAGCAGCACUAUAUAUACAAGCUCCACUGGUUAAAUUCACUCCACUAUCCGAGAUGGACCGAAAUAAGUUUGUGGAAGUAGGCAAUCCAAUAGUCCUCUACUGUGAGCUUUCAGACCCCAAAGCACCAGUCCGCUGGUAUAAGAAUGGUGUUGAAUUGCACUCAGUUGAAGGUCUUCACAUCCAAUCAGAAGGAACAAUGAGGAGAAUUGUCAUCCAGUCAGCUGAGUUCUCCCAUUCAGGGGUUUACAGCUGUGAUGCCAUUGAUGAUGUCAUCAGGUUUAAUGUGGAAGUUGAAGCCCCACCCGUGAGGUUCAUAGCACUUCCAGAGGUGGACAGAAAAAAGUCUAUUGAAGCUGGCUGUCCAGUUGUACUACAAUGCGAGCUCUCAGAUCCGAGUGCCCAGGUCUUCUGGUACAAAGAUGAAGCAAAGCUCCUCCCACAGAGUGGACUAGACUUCCAGUCUAAUGGAACUAAGAGGGCACUGGUAGUUGAAAAGGCUGAUUUUUUCCAUUCUGGGGUAUAUAGCUGCAAGACAAAAGGUGCUGCUGUCCAGUUCAAUGUGGAAAUCAAAGCGCCACCAGUGAGAUUUUCAGCUGGUCUGGAAACUGAGAGGAGAAAGUGCAUUGAAGCAGGCUGCGCCGUUGUUCUGCAGUGCGAGAUAUCAGACUCCACUGGGCAAGUCCACUGGUUCAAGGAUGGGAAGCAAAUUCUUUCACAGUCCAGUGUAGACAUCCAAUCAGAAGGCUGCAUAAGGAGAUUAAUUAUUGAAUCAGCAGCCCUGUCUGACUCUGGUGUGUACAGGUGCACAACAAAAGAUGACAUCAUUGAGUUUCCAGUCGAGAUCAAAGCUGUGCCAGUGCGGUUCUCAACUGUUCCGGAAGUUGAGAAGAGUAAAUGCGUUGAAGCUGGCAGCUAUUUUGAACUCUGCUGUGAGGUAUCAGAUCCUAUCGCAGAUGUUCACUGGUAUAAGGAUGAAACAGAGAUUCUCAUAGACACUGGCUGGGACAUACAGGCAGAAGGCACAUUGAGGAUGCUGGUAGUCCAUUCAGCAGAACCCAGCCACUCUGGAAUUUACAGCUGCAACAUGCCUAAUGACUCUGUACAGUUCACUGUGGAUAUCAAAGCUCCACCGGUGAAGUUCUCAGCCUUCCCAGGGGUUGUGAAGAACCAGCUGUUUGAAGCAGACUACCCCACAGAGCUACACUGUGAGAUCUCAGACCCACCAGCUAAGGUGUGUUGCUAUGAAGAUGGAGUAGAGCUCCUCUCUAAAAGUCAACCUCAUUUGAAAAUGGAGGAUACCAGGGGAAAGCUUUCUGUACAGGCAGCACAGCCCUCUGAGUCUGGAUGGCACGAAUCUCUGAGAAAGGAUGAUGUCAUCCAGUUUAAUGUACAAGAUGAAGCUCCACCUUUGAAACUGCCGUAUGUCCCUGAUGGUGAAAAGAGCAAAUGCACUGGAGAAAGCAUCUCUAUUGCACAAGAAUGUAAAAUCCUGGAUUCCACUGAAUAUAAUUACCGAGUAAAAGAUGACGAAGAGAUCCUAUCGCAAGAUGGAAUUGAACCUGACCCUCAAAUUAAGUGGGAGGUGCCUAUAAGAACUUUGAACAUGGAAUCAUCUAAGACACCAGACAAUGGGACAAAUAGAUCUCCUAGGAUGUCAGAUGAUCACACCCAGUUUAAUGUGGACAAAGCCGAGCAGUCUCACUCUGAAGUGUACAAGGGUGAGACCUAUGAUGACACUGUCCAGUGCACUGUGGAUAUGAAAGUUACAAAGAUGAAUAUCUCACCACAUCAAGACAUGGUGGAUGAGAAGGCCUUUGAAGCAGCCUGUCUCAAAGACUUGGGUGAGGUCACUGAAAAGAAGGCCCAAAUCUUUGGGCAUGGAGAUGUUUCAAUAAUCCAGAAACAAGAUGGGAAAAGCAUGAUGUCUAAUCUGACCACAAAGGAACAGUUUGCCAAGUUAUCAAAGAUACCACACAAAGAGGUGCUGACAACUGAGGCAAAGACUCAAUCUGUGAUGUAUCAAGACAAAGUAAAAGCACCUUCACCUAAACCAGUAAAAUUUGCACCACUCCCUGAGACUGGCAGGACUAAGACCAUUGAAAGUGGUAUGCCUCUAGUACUACAGUGUGAAAUAUCAGACCCAGAUGCCCCAGUUUGUUGGUUAAAGGAUGGAAUACAACUCCAAACGAAAAAUGGAUUAGUGAUCCAGUCAGAGGACUGCAUACGAAGGCUAGUUGUUCCGACUGCAGAGCGCUGUCACACAGGGGUGUACAACUGUGAGGCAAUGGAUGAUGUCAUAAAAUUUAAGGUGUAUGUCAAAGCUGCAUGGCUGGAAGGUUCUGCGCUCACUGAGACCGAGAAGAAUGAAAUGACAUCCGAUGAAGCAGACAAUGCAAGUGUCCCACAAAAAGAGCCUAUACAUUCUACAGCUCAGGUCUGCUGGAACAGACAAGAGCGACAACAAAUUAAAGAGUGUCUUACUGUAGUCCAAUCAAAAGAGAUUGGAUCAGAAGGGAUCAAAUCAGCUGAGCUGUCUGACUCCGAAGAAUACAGUUUCAAAACAAAGGAUACCAACAUCCUGAGUACUGUGGAUCCACCAGCACCACCAGUGAUGUUCUGCACGGUCACUGAAGCUCAGAGGAACAAAUCUGCAAAAGUCGGAGAGCCGUUUGAAUUGGAGUGUGAGGUCUCAGAUGCUGCUGCAUAUGUACGCUGGUACAAAGAUGGAAAUGAGCUGUCAUCUGAAGCUGGAGUUUUGGUUCAGUCUGAAGGUACAAUAAGAAAACUCUCUGUGCAGUCAGCUGAAUUAUCUCACAGUGGAACAUACAACUGCAAGACAGAGGCUGAUGCAGUCACAUUCAUCGUGGAUAUCGAAGCUUCAUCUACGAGGUUCAAACCACUUUCAGAGAUGGAGAGGAACAGGUCCGUUGAAUUAGACUCUCCAACUGUUCCAAAAUAUGAGAUUUCAGACUCCGAAAGCCAGGUUUGCUGGUAUAAAGAUGGCACAGAACUCUUCUCAAACCGUGGACUUAAUAUCCAAACGGAGGGAAAUGUGAGGAAAUUAAUCGCAGAAUCAACUGAGCUUUCUGACACUGGACAUUUCAUCUGUGGCAGUCCUGAUGAUGCUGUGUCAUUCAAGAUGGACAGUCAAGCUACUCCCAUAAGGUUCUCAGCCCUUCCAGAGGUGGCAAGAAACAAGUUAAUUGAAGCUGGCUGCCCCAUUAUACUUCAGUGUGAAAUCUCUGAGUCAGCUGCCCAAGUUUCCUGGUUCAAAGACGGAGUGCCACUCCUUCAAGAGACUGGACUUGACAUCAAAUCAGAGGGCACCAUGAGGGCACUGAUCAUCCAAUCAGCCGAGCUCAAACACUCGGGCAUGUAUAGCUGUGAAGCUGGCGAUGAUCGUAUAGCAUUCAAGGUGGAUGUUGCAGCACCCCCUGUGACAUUUGUCUACAUCUCAGAGGAAGAGCUGCACAAAAAUGUAGUGGAACAAGACAGUCUCUUCCUUUGUUGUGAGGUGUCUAGAUCUGAUGCCACUACACAAUGGUACAAAGAUGGAGUUGAGAUACUGACCAGUAGCAAAGUCAUAAUAGAGGCAGAACAGACCACACGGAAACUGCUCAUCCAGUCUGUUAGAAUGUCAGAUGCUGGGACAUACACAUGUCGUGCAGGAGGCAGUGCCUUAAUAUUCAAGGUUAAUGUACGAGAGCCUCCCAUAAUGAUUGUCUAUCCCAAGGAAGAUGUUCAUCUUGAGCGACAUGUUCCAGAGGAAAUUGUUCUCAGCUGUGAGCUUUCACGUCCUAAUGGAAAAGUGACUUGGUUCAAGGAUGGACAGAAACUUCAAGAAAGUGAAAAUAUGAAGUUGAAAACAGAAGGUCCAUACAGGAGACUGAAGAUUCUUCACAGCAGAGUUGAAGACUCAGGAGAGUAUGUCUGUGACACUGCUGAUGACUCAAAAUUCUUCCAUUUAAGCAUAAAAGAACCCCCAGUACGCAUAGUUUCCCCAAGCCAAUCCCAAAUGGAACUUUGCCAGCAAAUGUCAGAAAGGAUGGUGCUGAGUUGCGAAAUUUCCAGAGCCAAUGCUACUGUGCGCUGGUAUCGAGAUGGGCUCGAGGUAGAAGAGAACAACAACCUAAUUCUUGAAGUCGAUGGCGUUUACAGAAGACUCAUUAUACCAGAGACAACAGUCAGUGAUUCUGCAGAAUAUGUGUGUGACACAGUUGAUGACUCUGUGACAUUCUUCGUUAACAUUGCAGAGCCCCCAGUGCGAUUUAUUCGGCCAAGGAAGACGGCCUAUGAAGUUGAAAGAUUUGUUGGAGAAACUGUAGUGCUUGACUGUGAGGUGUCUAGAUCAAAUGCAGAAGUCAGCUGGAAGAAGAAUGGAGAAGAGAUUGAGGAAAACAGUAAUGUAACUAUAACUGAGGAUGGCAGUACUCGACAGUUAACAAUUCAUUCAUCAAGGCUUGAAGACACAGGCCAAUACUUAUGUGAUGCCAAAGAUGAUGUAAUGGAUUUCAGUUUGAAAAUAAAUGAUCCACCACUCAAAUUUAUGCGAAAAAGUGAUACAAUAACAGACAAGUAUUUUGUAGUGUCAGAUGCCAUUGUGCUCAAGUGUGAACUUUCCAGAGCAAAUGGCAUAGUCAGCUGGUACAAGGACAAUAACAGAAUUGUGGUUAACGAUCACUUCACAUUUGAAGAAGAAGGGGCAUUCAGAUCUCUGAUCAUCUUAAAUGCAGAGAUUGAGGACACUGGUGAAUACAUAUGUAAUGCGAAGGAUGAUAAGAUUGUCUUUAAUGUCACAGUGCAAGAGGCACCAGUGUCUAUCCUAGGGAACACUAAGACGCCAGAACACUACUCACUCAUUGUUGGAAAUGAGCUGAUCCUUGAAUGUGAGGUGUCUCGAGACAAUGCCACUGUUCAGUGGUUCUGUAAUGGGAGAGAACUUCAGGCAGAUGCCCGAAUACAUAUUGAACAGAGAGGCACAAUUAGAAAACUUGUGCUCUCAAACCUUCAAAUGUCCGACUCAGGAGAAUACAUAUGUGAUGCCAUUGAUGACAGAAUGUACUUCAUGGUGACAGUUCAAGAGCCGCCAUUCAAGUUCAUCAAAAAAGAAGAGAUAAACAUUGCUGCCUAUGAAGGUGAAAGUGUGACACUGUGUGCUGUGGUUAACAGAGAUAACGGUUCUGUGCAAUGGAGCAAGGGAGGCAAAAAAAUCAGUGAUCAGCAUUUUUAUGCCACGAGUGAUGGACGAACUCACUACCUCACGAUCAAUCCCCUUAAAAAAUCAGAUGGUGGAGAAUAUGAGUGUAAUGUGGGCACAGACAAAGCUCAUUUCAGUGUCCAAGUCAAAGCUACGAAGGUAAAAUUUUCCAAGCCGCUGCAAAAUGUAGAAGGGAUCAAGGGUAGUGAUGCUGUUUUGAGAUGUGAACUCCACACAGCCAAAGGAGAUGUCCAGUGGCUAAAAAAUAACCAAGAAAUCACACCAAACCGACAUUUUACAAUACGCGCAGAUGGACAAGAAAGAAGCCUCACAAUACACAACUUAACAGAUGAUGAUGCAGGAGAAUAUACAUGUGAAUCAAAGGAUGAGAAAACAUGUGGAACGGUAGUAGUUAAAACCCCUCGUGUUGUGGAGUUUAUUGCUGAGCUGCACAACAUAACUGUAAUGGAAGGAGAAGAUGCGACAUUUAAGUGUGUAGUGUCCCCAGAAGAUGCAAAGAUGGUCUGGUGUAUGAAUGGCUGGCCCAUUACGUCAAAAGAGAGGUUUAAAAUCUCAAGUAAUGGACUGUGCCACAUGCUGUAUAUCAGAAACUGCCAAGUAUCAGACAGCUGCAAGGUAACAGCUGAAGCAGAAGGAGUGAUAUCCAAAGCUAUCCUACAGGUUCAAGAGAAACAGGUGCUGUUCACAAAGAAAAUGGAGUCAGUGGUGGCGGAGGAGUUUGGAGAGGCAACCCUCGAGGUAGAGCUGAGCCUGGAAUGUGGAGAAGUGCAGUGGAUGAGACAAGGCGUGGUCAUACACCCAGGGCCUAAGUUCACCCUGACGCAAAGUGGCCAAAAACGUAUGCUCACUAUCCACAAACUUGCCCUUUCUGAUCGUGGGACUUACAGCUGUGAAACUCUUCAUGACCGCACACAAGCCGGGCUCAGCGUGAAACCACGGAACAUUAAAAUACGGAAAGGACUGAGUGAGAUCCAAACGUUUGAGCGUGAGACAGCAUCCUUUGAGGUGGAGCUGACACACACCAAUGUGGAAGGCAUGUGGCUGAAGGAUGGAAACCGUCUCAAAGGCAACAACCACUGGCGCAUGACUACCAAAGGCCGUGUGCACAGCCUGACCAUAUCCAAUCUGUCACUUGAGGACACGGGAACCUAUACGUUCUCCACCGAAAAUGCAAGGUCAUCUGCCAGACUUGCUGUUAAAGAAACACCAGUGUCCAUUCUGAAAAAGCUGGAGGAUAGCACUUUCACAGAGGGUACAGGAGCCACCCUGGAGUGUGAGCUGUCCAAAUACAAUGUUUCUGUCAAGUGGAUAAAGAAUGGAGAAGAAAUUAAGCCAGGGAAGAAUCAUCGUAUCUACUCCAUGGGGAGGAAGUGCUUCCUGCAGAUCAUGAGAUGUGAGCUUGGAGAUUCAGGCAUAUAUGUGUGUGAUGCCGGAGAUGUCACCACUUCCUGCUCUGUAGAAGUUUACGAGAGAGAACUGGAAGUGUUACACAGUCUGGAAGACCUGGAUAUUCAAGAGGACCAGAAUGCUGUGUUUAUGUGUGAGGUGUCUCUGGAUGACGUACCUGCAGAGUGGUUUAAGAAUGGAGAGAAAAUCAAACCUACUAGCACCAUCAGGAUCCGUCAAGAAGGAACCAAGCACUUCCUUCUUAUGUGCAAUGUUAAGGGAGAGGAUUCAGGAGAAAUCAAGUUUGUUGCCAAGAAUGUCGAGUCUAUAGCUUACCUAGAGGUGGAGAGACUUCCUGUGAAUAUCGUGAAGCCUCUGCAAGACAAAAUGGCUCUGGAAUACACUCGGGUCUUACUGGACUGCACCGUGUCUAACCCGCGUUGCAGCAUUCGCUGGUAUAAAGGCCGUAAUGUGAUCCUGCCCUCAGGACGCUUUGAGAUCUGCAGUGAAGGCUGCUAUCGUAGACUUGUGAUACAGGAGGUCACACUGGACGACGCAGGCAUGUACAGCGUGCAAGUCGGAGAAAACACAUCCUCAGCAAGGCUCACUGUAGAAGCCCAGCCAAUCCUGAUGGUGCAGGAGCUGCAGGAUGUGGAGGUGUCAGCUCCAGAGGAAGCAUGUUUUGUGUGUGAGGUCUCUGUGCCGGUGCUGAAAUCACCUAUAUGGACUCUGAAUGGAGAGGUGCUGAAACCUGGACCCAGAGUUCUCCUGGAGAAAAUGGGGACAGUGCACAAGCUCACCCUGAAGCACACGUCAGAGGACAUGAAUGGUGUUGUGGUGUUUGAUUCAGGAAAGGCUAAAAGCACAGCAAACCUGCAUGUUAAAUAAUAAUCCCUGGCUGAAUUGGACCCAGCUUCAUUUUGCGAUUUCCGCAGUUGUAAGCAGGGAGUUUUAGGGGAUUAUAACUUUAAUACUAUCUUUUUUUUUUUUUUUCUGUUGAAAAUUCUAUGCUCUGGAUCUGUUAUAUAUUGUGAUUUAUUAUUUUUUUUUGUCUGCUGAACUGUUUUUCCUGAAUUGUAAAUGGCAGUAGACUAAAGUUGCAUUGAUGAGAGGAAUCCAUCGCUAAUUCAUGAUUAACCACUUGGACAAAAAAAAAAAAAAAAAAAAAAAAAAA